CAACUCUAUAUAAGCAUACAAAACCCUAACCUUAAGUUUCCCUUGUUCAUUUUCAGCUCACCGCCAUAAGCGAAAUCAAAAGCCAGCAGCGCUGCAGCUAAAAGAGCAGUCGUUUGACAAUUAUUCGCCAUGGGUAAGGUUCACGGAUCUCUAGCUCGUGCUGGUAAGGUGAGAGGCCAAACUCCUAAAGUGGCCAAGCAAGACAAGAAGAAGAAGCCCCGUGGCCGCGCUUACAAGCGGAUGCAAUACAACCGCCGCUUCGUCACCGCAGUGGUUGGAUUUGGCAAAAAGAGGGGACCUAACUCAUCUGAGAAGUAAGAGAUCUAUGUAGGUGAAGAAGGCAAGAAGCCUUGUUGAAAGCUUUGAUGGAUUUUAAGUCUUUGUUUUCUUUUGAUAAUGUUUUUAUGAUACUGGUUUCAAGGAUUGGAUUGAACUACCAUUUUGUUUGCUAGAUAUUAUGUGAUAUUGUUAUCAAUUAUCUUAAUUUUUGGUUUA
Molecule: messenger RNA, 495 nt
Organism: Gossypium raimondii (Peruvian cotton)
Lineage: Eukaryota; Viridiplantae; Streptophyta; Magnoliopsida; Malvales; Malvaceae
Product: 40S ribosomal protein S30
Exons: 3
Coding region: 130-318 (62 amino acids)
Biological process (GO): translation
Cellular component (GO): ribosome; cytosolic small ribosomal subunit
Molecular function (GO): structural constituent of ribosome
Source: RefSeq, a predicted model, not a curated record